AUGUGCCCGCUUGCCGAGACUGUCUUCCCCGGUGAGGAGGUGCGAGGCCCUUGCGCCUUCUUGCCGAGGGCCUCCCUCGCCCGGCGUGCCCCAUGGGAGGCAGCCAGGACUCUGGCCAUGCUGGCCGAGGACGGCGGCUCCACGCCGAGUGUGUCCGCCUCAAGAGGCACCUGCUUUCCGUGGAGAAUCCCCCCUUGA
Molecule: messenger RNA, 198 nt
Organism: Puccinia triticina
Lineage: Eukaryota; Fungi; Basidiomycota; Pucciniomycetes; Pucciniales; Pucciniaceae
Exons: 1
Coding region: 1-198 (65 amino acids)
Source: RefSeq, a predicted model, not a curated record